Leptonychotes weddellii (Weddell seal) is the source of this 543-nucleotide messenger RNA. Lineage: Eukaryota; Metazoa; Chordata; Mammalia; Carnivora; Phocidae. The record is from RefSeq and is a predicted model, not a curated record.
GGAUCUCAGCUCAGGAGGAGGGACAUGGUCACAUCUGAAAAUAAGGCCAGCUCAUCGCUUACCGCAAGGGUUUGUCUCAGGGACCCCUGGCUGCCAGGCACCAUGACGGUGAGGGGGGCCGCACUGGCCCCGGAUCCAGCGUCGCCCACGACCAUGGCAGCGUCACCCAGUGUGUCUGUGAUCCCUGAGGGCAGCCCCACGGCCAUGGAGCAGCCCGUGUUCCUGAUGACAACCGCGGCGCAGGCCAUCUCCGGGUUCUUCGUCUGGACGGCCCUGCUCAUCACCUGCCACCAGAUCUACAUGCACCUGCGCUGCUACAGCUGCCCCAACGAGCAGCGCUACAUCGUCCGCAUCCUCUUCAUCGUGCCCAUCUACGCCUUCGACUCCUGGCUCAGCCUCCUCUUCUUCACCAACGACCAGUACUACGUGUACUUUGGCACUGUGCGGGACUGCUACGAGGCCAAGGGCCUCACCCUCACCCGCCCCUCCAGCCACACUGUCCUCUUCUCCAGUGGGGCCAUCGGGUGUUUCCCCAGUGUCUAG